Molecule: messenger RNA, 813 nt
Organism: Penicillium atrosanguineum
Lineage: Eukaryota; Fungi; Ascomycota; Eurotiomycetes; Eurotiales; Aspergillaceae
Exons: 4
Coding region: 1-813 (270 amino acids)
Biological process (GO): transmembrane transport
Molecular function (GO): transmembrane transporter activity
Source: RefSeq, a predicted model, not a curated record
AUGUUCCGCGAUGAUCCACUCGCUUACAAUAUGCAGAAUUGGGUCCGCUGGGGUGGGGGUGAGAAUUUAGCGCCGCACGAACCAUCAGGCCUCCGAUUGGUUGAAACCCCUAGUAAAGAGGACUUUGGCAGUUGCGGGCUUAUCUUGCUAUGGGAUUGCUCUGUCUCGUGGAGUCAGAUGUGUGAGACCCACCUGAUCUAUGGCAUUCCCAACGAAAAGUGGCAUCAAUACGGAGAUCCCUUACGACCAAAAAUAUGGGAUCUGGAGGUGCAAGAAAAGAACAAAGUUGAAGAUCCAUCGGAUCCAGAGACAUGGCCGAGUAGGAAGAAGAUCUUCGUGGUCUUUGUUGGCCUUCUCACGUUGUUUAACAGCGUCUUCGAUUCAACCAUCCCGAGUGGUGGGAUUGAGUUCAUUCCCAGGGCCCUGAACGUCAAAAGCGAGACUCAACAGGUGCUACCAACCUCUGUCUACCUGAUCGGGUAUGUGACAGGACCUCUGGCUUUUGGUCCCUUAAGCGAGCUGUACGGUGGAAGGCCAGUGAUGGUGGGAACUUUUGUUCUUUUUACUAUCUUUACCCUCGCAUAUGCUGUUGCGCCCGACUGGCUGGCACUCAUUAUUUUUCGAGUUAUCUGUGGCAUCUGCGCGUCUAGUCCGAUUGCUAUCACCGGAGGGCUUUUCGCCGAUGUAUAUCGCUCUCCUCCUGCUCGGGGACGAACCAUGGCGUUGUCAAUGGCAGUCACCACCGCUGGUCCGCAUUUUGCACCACUGGUUGCGGGAUUCAUUGCACCGGUUGUGUGGAGGUGGAUCUUUUGA